GUCACACAACGGGUACUAGACACUCACCCCAUGUUGCGUCUUUGCAUAUCGGGCCGAGCUGUCCGCCUUGCUUCGUGCUUUAAGACCACUCUGCGGGCAGGCAUGUCGGGCUCACCUACCCCACCUCCCUCAGCUGAGGCUUCGGGUUCCGGGGGGUGUUUCCCUCCUGGAUACAAACCAUUUAAACCCGAGGACCACGGCUUGGAACGCGGGUUCCGUCUUACGUCUUACUCUGAGUUGAAGGGAUGAGGAUGCAAGGUCCCGCAGGAGGUUCUGCUCAAACUCCUCGCGGGACUGGAGACGGACCGAGGCGAUGGACCGGGCAAGGCUGGAGACCAGGGUUCUGAGUUCGGCCAACAGUUGCCUGGACCCCGGCUUGGUAUUGGGAUGGACAGUUGUGUGACUCCAUUGAGGCAUGGAGGUCUCUCUCUGGUCCAGACCACUGAUUUCUUCUACCCUCUGGUAGAAGAUCCAUAUAUGAUGGGAAGGAUAGCGUGUGCGAACGUCCUCAGUGACCUCUACGCCAUGGGCAUCACGGAGUGCGACAACAUGCUGAUGCUGCUGAGCCUCAGUCAGAAGAUGAAUGAAAAGGAUCGAGAGCGAGUGACACCGCUGAUGAUCAAAGGUUUCCGGGACGCAGCGGAGGAGGGAGGGACGUCGGUGACGGGGGGCCAGACGGUGAUCAACCCCUGGAUCAUCGUUGGGGGUGUAGCGUCAGUCGUCUGCCAGCCCAAUGAGUUCAUCAUGCCUGACGGCGCGGUACCAGGUGACGUCCUGGUUCUGACCAAACCUCUGGGGACCCGAGUGGCUGUAAACGCCCACCAGUGGCUCGAUCAGCCUGAAAAGUGGAACAGGAUCAAACUUGUUAUCACCAAAGAGGAGGUCAAAGAGGCUUAUUAUGAAGCCAUGUUCUCCAUGGCAACGCUAAACCGAACAGCGGCGAGUCUAAUGCACAAGUACCAGGCUCACGCCGCCACGGAUGUGACCGGUUUCGGUUUGCUGGGUCACGCCAACAACCUGGCAGAGCAGCAGAAAAACGAGGUGGCCUUCGUUAUCCACAAUCUGCCCAUCAUAGCCAAGAUGAGUGCCAUCAGUAAGGCCUGUGGGAACCUGUUCAACCUGCUGCAGGGCAGAUCGGCAGAGACCUCCGGUGGGCUGCUGGUGUGUUUACCCAGAGAGCAGGCGGCCAAGUUCUGUUCAGAGAUGAAGAGCCUCAACUCGGCUCAGGGCGCCUCAAACGGAGCCUGGAUCAUCGGCAUCGUGGAAAAAGGCGACCGGCGGGCGCGCAUCAUCGACAAGCCACGCAUCAUCGAGGUGCCGGCCCGAGGAAGCCAGGCGGCCAAUCAAGAUAACAGCACCGCCAACCCCGACCCGAGCAGCAAUUUGGCUUAGACAGCGCUGCUGCAAUCUCUGACACUACCCUGGAGUGCGUGUGUGUGUGUGUGUGUGUGUGUGUGUGUGGGCGUGUUUGUGUUUAUAUGAAAUUGUUCAUCUAACUGGUGAAAGGUUAUGAACCAAAACGGCCCUGAUCUGUUGGAACGAGACGACUUCUACCUUUGACAUGAUCAACUCUGGGUUCUUUCUAACCCCAUUCCUUUGCUUUCUAGCAGAACACCUCUUGUUUCCAUUAUGUCUUAAUCUGUUUUAUUUAAUUUUGGGAAUGUAUUCGGAUGGGAUGUUGUUAAACGAGCGAUGUGGAAAAUCGACAGACUAAUCCUGGCACCUGGUUCUGUCCGCUGUGCUCACUGGAAGGCUUGAGCAGCUUCCUCAGAACAGCUGGGUAGAGUCCAGGAUGGCCGUCCAUCAGAGUCCUUUCCUCUCUUCCCGUUUUAUGAAGCUCUGCAUAUUAAACCCGAAGCACAGGGCCAGGCAGAGCGGAUGUUACUGUUGGAUUAGAGGAGGGACUGAAUCUGCUGGAGGUUUAAAGCUGUUUGUCUGUGGAUUUAUCUGCAUUUCAUACUCAAUAAAACCACCAAAACUCUG
Molecule: messenger RNA, 1983 nt
Organism: Xiphophorus maculatus (southern platyfish)
Lineage: Eukaryota; Metazoa; Chordata; Actinopteri; Cyprinodontiformes; Poeciliidae
Gene: sephs3
Product: selenide, water dikinase 1-like
Exons: 8
Biological process (GO): L-selenocysteine biosynthetic process
Cellular component (GO): cytoplasm
Molecular function (GO): selenide, water dikinase activity; ATP binding
Source: RefSeq, a predicted model, not a curated record